Anguilla rostrata (American eel) is the source of this 3421-nucleotide messenger RNA. Its product is annotated as glutamate dehydrogenase, mitochondrial-like. The record is from RefSeq and is a predicted model, not a curated record. The transcript has 13 exons. Gene Ontology annotation, cellular component: mitochondrion. Gene Ontology annotation, biological process: L-glutamate catabolic process. Gene Ontology annotation, molecular function: L-glutamate dehydrogenase (NAD+) activity. Bases 200 to 1831 code for a protein of 543 amino acids. Lineage: Eukaryota; Metazoa; Chordata; Actinopteri; Anguilliformes; Anguillidae.
CAGCCCUCCCCCUGAGUACUCGGAAUGAACCGCACGCCUGCCUUUUAAAGCUAGGAGGGACGGCAUGAACGCUGUCAGUUAGAUGCUGGACGGUCCAAAGUGAGGAGGAGUUGUUGUCUCGUUUUUCUUUUCCCUAGUCCAUAUUAUCACCCGUACUUAUUUUAAAACACAGCGCCAGUUCGCCCUCAUCUUUGUUAAAAUGUACAGGUAUCUUGGGGAGUUACUCACUCGCGGAGCAGGUAACGUUGGUGCUUUGGCCUCGGGAUGUGUCGACUCCGCUCUCCCAGUUUCAGCGUCUCUGAUGCGGGUUCGUCACUACAGCGAAGCCGUUGGAGACGAGGAUCCGAACUUCUUCAGAAUGGUGGAAGGUUUCUUUGACCGUGGCGCCAGCAUUGUCGAAGACAAACUGGUUCAAGACCUGAAGAACAGGGAAACGCCGGAGCAGAAAAGGCACCGCGUCCGAGGAAUUCUCAAGAUUAUCAAGCCAUGUAACCACGUUUUGAGCCUGUCGUUUCCCAUCAAACGAGAUAACGGCGAGUGGGAAGUAAUAGAGGCGUAUCGUGCCCAGCACAGCCAACACAGGACCCCAUGCAAAGGAGGUAUCCGGUACAGCACAGACGUGUGUGAGGACGAGGUGAAGGCCCUGGCCUCCCUGAUGACCUACAAGUGUGCUGUCGUGGAUGUACCGUUCGGUGGAGCCAAGGCCGGAGUGAAAAUCAACCCAAAGCAUUACUCUGACAAUGAGCUGGAAAAGAUCACGAGAAGAUUAACUAUCGAGCUGGCCAAGAAGGGAUUUAUUGGACCGGGCAUCGACGUGCCUGCCCCCGACAUGAGCACUGGAGAGCGGGAGAUGUCCUGGAUCGCUGACACGUACGCCAGCACCAUGGGCUACCACGACAUCAACGCCCACGCCUGCGUGACGGGGAAGCCCAUCAGCCAGGGGGGCAUCCACGGCAGGGUGUCGGCCACCGGCCGCGGCGUCUUCCACGGCAUCGAGAACUUCAUCAACGAGGCCGCCUACAUGGGGAAGCUGGGCCUCGUCCCCGGGUUCGGGGACAAGACCUUCGCGAUUCAGGGCUUCGGAAACGUGGGCCUGCACUCCAUGCGCUACCUGCACCGCUUCGGCGCGCGCUGCGUGGGCGUGGGCGAGAUCGACGGCUCCAUCUGGAACUCCAACGGCAUCGACCCCAAGGAGCUGGAGGACUACAAGCUGCAACACGGCACGAUCGUGGGCUUCCCCAACGCCGAGCCGUACGAGGGGAGCAUCCUGGAGGCCGACUGCAACAUCCUCAUCCCCGCCGCCGGGGAGAUGCAGCUCACCCGCAAGAACGCUCAUAAGAUCAAGGCCCAGAUCGUGGCUGAGGGAGCCAACGGCCCCACCACCCCGGAGGCGGACCGGAUCUUCCUGGAGAGGAACAUCAUGGUGAUCCCGGACUUGUACCUGAACGCUGGCGGUGUGACGGUCUCCUACUUCGAGUGGCUGAAGAACCUGAACCACGUCAGCUACGGCCGGCUCACCUUCAAGUACGAGAGGGACUCCAACUACCACCUGCUGUUGUCGGUCCAGGAGAGUCUGGAGAGGAAGUUUGGGAAACACGGUGGAGCCAUUCCUGUCGUCCCAACCGCCGAGUUCCAGGCCAGAGUGGCUGGUGCUUCUGAGAAGGAUAUAGUGCACUCCGGCCUGGCCUACACCAUGGAGAGAUCAGCGAGGCAAAUCAUGCGCACGGCCAACAAGUACAACCUGGGCCUGGACCUGAGGACUGCAGCCUACGUCAACGCCAUCGAGAAGGUGUUCAAGGUGUACAACGAGGCGGGGCUGACCUUCACAUAGAGGCCUCGCCCCCCCCCCCAGUCUGCGCGUCUGUGUCCGUCUGUCUUGCUGUGGAGACCCAGGACUGUCCUCUCCCAUCCCAUGCCCCCCCACCCAGUCUGCGCGUCUGUGUCUGUCUGUCUGUCCGUCUGUCUGUCCAUCUGUAUCCUGUAUCUGGAGACCCAGGACUGUCCUCUCCCAUCCCAUGCCCCCUCCCCCAGUCUGCGCGUCUGUGUCCGUCUGUCUCCCUGUGGAGACCCAGGACUGUCCUCUCCCAUCCCAUGCCCCCUCAGUCUGCGCGUCUGUGUCUGUCUGUCUGUUCGUCUGUAUCCUUCUGGAGACCCAGGACUGUCCUCUCCCAUCCCCCCAGUCUGCGCGUCUCUGUCCGUCUGUCUGUCCGUCUGUCCCCCUGUGGAGACCCAGGACUGUCCUCUCCCAUCCCAGCUCCCACCCCAGUCCAGCCUCUAUAUCAUAUCCAGCGUUUACAGCUUGUGUGCCAUACGCUUCCCCUGUGUACCGCGUAACCGGCAGACCAUUCCUCUCUCCUGCACCUCUGUUCCACCGGGGGAGAAGUGCUUUUGUUCAUAGCCUGCCCUGGAGCUAUCCCGGGCUGCAGCUCAGUUAGGAGCCCCCCCUGCUCCCCCCCAGUCCGCUGCCCUCUUUUCGUCUUCCUCUCUCCGUCUCCAUCCCUGUCUCUGUCGGCCUGUAACGGGUUUCACUGCCAACGAACGCCAAAAAUAACCGACAAACUGACGCGCGGUGGACCGCGGCUUUGUCGUCGUCUCUCUCGCUCCUGCCCCAACGUCGCGAAUAAAGCUGCCCGCGUUUUCCCGCUCUUUUUUUUUCUGUUGGAAGACCGCUCGGGUUGUGUUCUGUUACACCUGUGGUGUAGUGUUGAGAGUUAAUGCGGCCAAGCGUAGUUCUGGGGCACUACGAGAGGUUAGCGCUGACGCAGUCCUGUACGCAUGUGGUACAGGUGCAUCUCCAAAACCGUGCCCCACCACGGGGGCUGCCCUGUGUCCUAACGGAACUGUUCUCCCGUCCUCCGUUAGCCCUUAAUUACAUUUUUUUUUUUUUUUUGGUUUAGUGGAAUUGUUCGGGUUUUGAGCAACGCGAAGCACUUAGCGCUGCCACCUGAGUUUGGAUGUCGGACUGUAUUAUAAACCAAUCGGUUAUCGUUUUUAUCCUGUAGUCUGUUACGAACGCGCACCAGAAUGUACUCGGUGCGCGCCCACCGGCUCUCCUCUUCCCGAGUCUUUCCGCAGUGCACUUCUUUCAGAUUUAUGUGCUGCUUUGAGGGCCAGCUGGAAAUCCAUCUCCCUUAGAAGCACCUUCUUCUGAAGCUGUACUUGUGUAGCUUGAUUUUCUACAGAUUUUAAAGCGUCUUAGUUUGGAUCUGUGGGGUUUAUGGAAGCAAAGACUGAGAAGAGAGGGAGUUCAUUUGGGAACCAAUGCUGUUGUUUUUUUUGUUUGUUUGUUUUUGUUUAUGUCCUUCUCAUUUCCUUGUUUUUGCCAUGUGUAAGCCUUGAUUUGAAAACUGCUUUGGGGUCUUUGGUGCAUUUAUAUUGCCUUUUUUUUUGUUGUAUACAAAUAAAACAACAAUGAACGCUA